Molecule: messenger RNA, 4642 nt
Organism: Sesamum indicum (sesame)
Lineage: Eukaryota; Viridiplantae; Streptophyta; Magnoliopsida; Lamiales; Pedaliaceae
Product: protein SCAR3
Biological process (GO): positive regulation of Arp2/3 complex-mediated actin nucleation; actin cytoskeleton organization
Cellular component (GO): cytoskeleton
Molecular function (GO): Arp2/3 complex binding; protein kinase A regulatory subunit binding
Source: RefSeq, a predicted model, not a curated record
UUUCUAACGUUAUGGGCAAUUCCGUCGACCAGGGUCAAUUCAUUUAUAUUCUCAGCCCCAAUUCCGUCAUUUCAACAACUCCCGUUGUCCUGUUACUGUUAUCAUUCAGCGCACCCCCUCCUCAGGAAUGGCUUGCAGAGUUGGCAAUGUCUUCUUCCCUUUGCUAAUUUAGCGCUCUCUCUCUCUCUCUCUCUCACUCGCACCACAACAACACACACUGCAGUUCCAAAGAUAAAACUCUCUCUAUUUAUCACUGUUUGGGCAGUUAAGGUGCUGCAAUCCCCUGACCUAAUUGUCUCUCUCUCUCUCUCUCUCAUUCUGUCUCGCUCAUCAUUCCUUCAUUUAAUUCGCCAGCAUUCAUUUCGCAUUUAUUUUCUUUCUGUACCUAGUGUAGUUCAUACUCAUUGAGGGAGAGAGAAAAUUCUCAGAGUCUCUUGAAAUUCUCUCUCUUUCUCUGAGUUUUUGUGACAAAAGCGAUGCCGUUGGUGCGAGUGGAGGUGAGGAAUGAGUACGCACUCGGAGCACCUGACUUGUACAGAGCCGUCGACAAGGAAGAUCCCAAGGAGAUUCUUGACGGAGUCGCCGUAGCUGGCCUCGUCGGAGUUUUGCGGCAGCUUGGGGAUCUCGCGGAAUUUUCUGCAGAAGUUUUUCAUGGCUUGCAGGAAGAAGUCAUGAGAACAUCUUCUAGAAGCCGUAAGUUGAUGGCUCGUGUUCAACGAAUUGAAGCUUCAGUUUCUCCGCUUGAGAAGGCUGUACUGGCACAAAGGAGCCACUUACACUUUGCUUAUACAGCUGGUUCCAACUGGCGCACACGGAUCCGAUGUGAACAAAAUCAUUUUGUGUGCAGUGAUGUGCCUCAAUUUAUCAUGAACUCUUACGAAGACUCUCGUGCUCCUCCACGUUUGCACUUGCUUGAUAGGUUUGACCCCGGUGGCCCUGGAUCUUGCUUGAAAAGAUAUUCAGAUCCAACUUUCUUUAACAGAGCAUCAAUGGCAUCUAUGGCAUCUGGUGAAGCUAAUAAUCAGAAAAUUUCAAAAGAUAAGAAGGGUCGCAAGAUUAAGAAAAGGAGGUCAUGGCCCAGGAGUGGAGAAGUAUCACGAGAUGCAUCAUUGUCUUACAACAGUGGCAGAAUGCGGUUCACUGAAUUGAAUAUUGGUGGGCGAAUGUCUACUUCACAAACAGCAUCAACCUAUGAUGCUACAUUGCAAUCAGAUUCCGGGGAGCAAUCAAAUCGGGACAUGAGAAAUGGGUCAGGCUAUGUUGAACGUGAUUUCCGUCCGAGUUACUCAGUUCAAUCUGAAGAACAAGUCUCUAGAGAAUCCCUUUCUUCUCCAGGAAAGAGGCAUGACAAUGAUUUUCUAGAUUACAAUUUUCUUGAGGAAAAAAGUACAGAGGCAUAUGAUGAUAUUCAGAUCAAUCUAUCACAAGAGCAAGCUGGCCAUAGUUCAUCUUCUGUCACAUGGGAUGAAAAGAGAGAAUCCGUUGCACCUGCGACAAAGGAAUCUGAUAAUGAUGGCAUGAUAGAGGAGGAGGAUGAAAACAGGCAUUUAGAAUUGUUUUCACCAAAUUUGGACCCAGAAAGACUCGUCGAUAAUGCUGUCGAUUUUGGAACUGUUGACAAAAGGGAUCUCCAGACUUGUGAUCAGGCUGUGACAACCCUGGACUCUGGUGAUGUCCAUCUUGAUGAUAUUGAAAGUGAAACCGACCAUUUUAUGGAUGCACUUAAUACGAUUGAGUCUGAAUGUGAAACUGAUUUAGAUUGCAGAAAAAAUCAAGAAGUAGAGCACUAUUCUAAAUUGGAGGACAAAGGAGUAGAUGAUGGAUUAUGUGAGCUCAUAAGACCUAAUUUAGAAUACCAGUCUUCAACUUCUGAAUCUAAUGUUUUGGCCAAUAGUUCUCUGAUCAAUGGUGGUUGCGGACAUAAUCUCAUUUCAGUGUCUUCGAAAUCUCCUUAUGCGACUAGCUGUUCUAUUGAUGGAGUAGCAGCCAAGGAUGAAGUUAACUCCAUAUCCCCACUGGACAAGGCUUUACAAUCAUCUCAAAGGACUGAAGAAUCGUCGACUCCAGCCAGUCCGCACAGUGUUGAUUCUCAUGAGAGUGGUAAAAUAGAAAAGGAUGACUUUCAUUUCGUCUACUCAUUGGGCAAGCCUUUACAAUCAUCUCAAAGGACUGAAGAGUCGGUCACUCCAGGGAGUCUGCACAGUGUUGAUUCUCGUGAGAUUGCUAAAAUAGAAAAGGAUGAAUUUCUCUCCACGUACCCAUUGGGCAAGCCUUUAAAAUCAUCUGAAAGGACUGAAGACUCGUUAGCUCCAUGCAGUCAACACAGUGUUGAUUCUCUUGAGAAUCAUAACAUUUAUGCUGCCAAUAAUGUACAAUCUGUUUCAUGCACUAUAUCAUCUAACUUCAGAGAUGACAGACAAGGGGUGCCAAGUACUGAUUCUCAGAAACAUGCACCAGAAAUCUCUAAUGAGACUUCAGUUGCAUUCUGGACUAAUGGGAGCUUACUAGGACUCCAGCCGUCAAAACCACCAGAUUGCAGUGUAUUGAAUGCUAUUCCUCAAAAUCCCAUUUACAGGAAAGAUGGAAGCAGUUCGUCAAUUCAGCAUCUAAUUCAUAGUGAUAAAGAUGCAGGGAAACCAGAUCAAACGGAGAGCUUAAAAAAUAUGGAAGAAGACCCUGAUAUGGAUGGUUCAACAUGCCAUGAAUACGAAGAAAGUGUCUCAACAUUUAGGAAGCCAUCUUGGAAAAUUUCACUUGCUGAUUUAGACAUCAAACUUGGAAAAUUAGGCAAUUCGCUUUAUCAAAAUAAUGCCAGUUCUGCUAGAUCAAGCAUAACGGCAUCUGGAAAUCUUCCGCCUGCCAAUCCAGCAUCACGACCUGCCUUAGAGCAUCAAGGGAAUAGCAGUUCAUCUCGGAUGUUCGAACUUAGCAAUAAAUUACUUUCAACUGGAUCAAACAAAAAACUAUUGCCUGGUGGGGAUUCAAACUCCUACCCUGGUGGCUAUCAAAAUGCUAAUGCUUUUGAGCAGAAAAACUGUCAAAGUGUUGGAUAUCGAACAUUUUCUGGACGAAGUAAAGAUCUCUUUGGUGCUGAAUCUCCUAGAAUUUCACCUGCUUCAUCGCCUCCACUUGGGCACAUGAAAAUAUCUUUCGAACCAAUAGAUGGCUUUGAGACUUCCAAGCUGAAACUGAAAUUCCCCAAUGGAAAUACCAAUAGCGAAAGCAGCAGUGAUAUCUUUCCUUCAUUUCAGUUGAUCCCAGAGGUUUCCAUUGCUCGCCACAAUGUUGGUUCAGAUUCAGACACUGACACAUUCUAUAGAUCAUCACCUUCUUUAUCAGAUGAUUGCCAUAGCUAUCAGUCUGAAUCGAAUUCGGAGCAGUGGGAGGCAAACGAAGCUCCCACUAGCAAGGACCGUGAUUUAUAUGAUGCCCUACGCAGAAUCUCUUUGACAGAAUCUGUUUCAACAGUUCCUGACAAUGGGAGGACAACCCAUGAAGGCAUUCAUGAAAAUUGUGGACUUCAACUUCCUUUUGUUGAAAAUGGUGUGCAAAAGUCCGAAUCUUGUCGGUCGUUUGAUCUUCAAAGUUUAGACACCAUAAAUCACUCGCUCAGAAAGGAAUUAAGAAAUGGUACCAAUGCAAAGGAUAUUGUGCAACCACGACUUGUGCCUACUCCUGCUCCUCCACCUCUUCCUCCUGUUCAGUGGCGUGGUAUGAUUCCCCGUCUGGAUGGGUUAGAUGACCAGUGUGACACGAUGCCUGAGGGCUCUUAUUAUGCAUUUGAUCUUAUGCACUCAGCAUCUACCAUUUCCCAGCCUAAACCAGCCCCAUUUAGUGAAGAUCAAAUUGAUAGCACAAAUAUGCAGAAAACUAAGCAGUGCAGCUCACGGAAAUCAAAUGGACAAAGAGAAACUAAUCAGGGCAAGACCAUAGAUGAAAAGGAGGACUUUCUACACCAAAUUAGAACAAAAUCAUUCAAUCUGAGGCCAAUUGCAACAGCAAAACCAACUGUACCAUCAGGGGCCUCUGCCAAUGUCCAAGUCACAGCAAUUCUAGAGAAGGCAAAUGCAAUUCGGCAGGCUGUUAGCAGUGAUGCAGAAGAUGAUGAGAACUGGAGUGACACUUAAAGGAUAACCAGUGAUGAGGGCACCGGUGCACUGAAAACCAGAUAGGUCCAAUGCCGGGGAAUUUUGAUUUCCAAAUUAGAUGACACUGUGGUAAAUAUAUGUGAAUAAACCCUAUUCCCUUUGUGUAAUUAGUGCCCUAGGUCCUUUUGUAUCAUAACGGUGUUGUUCCCCGUUAGUUCAGAUAUGUAGUGAGAAUUAGGUGAAAGGAUCUUAGCCAGCUAACUAACAUGCGAUGGUUGAAUGUAAAUGCUACUUUUCGUGGCGAACUCUUUGCUUGCACUUGGUUCUCUGUCCAAAUCAUUAACUCUCUCUAGAACCCAACUUUUGCAUAAAUCGACAGAGAUGAUUCGCUUUUAUGGGAGGAGCAUAGUGUGUCGCACUAACACAGGGCAGGCAGGGUAUUUACAAAACUUCAUUAUUUGGAUGUCUUGCUGUUGGAAGAAUUUUGGUGCGUCAAAUUGACUUGGUAACUUAAUUGCUGAUGACAUUUGUAAUUGUGCAAGAAGUGGAGGGAU